Racocetra fulgida is the source of this 155-nucleotide messenger RNA. The record is from the annotation of a GenBank genome assembly. Lineage: Eukaryota; Fungi; Glomeromycota; Glomeromycetes; Diversisporales; Gigasporaceae.
GCAAACGUAUGACAGAGGCAGUAAAAGAAAUUUUGAAAACCCUUUUUCAUGCUGGUGAUGAAGAUAAAAGUGAGAGAUAUUCGGCAAAAGAAAUGCUUCAAGAUCUGCAACAAAGAGUAUAUACAGAAGAGUUAGAGGCUGACGAGAUUCUAUAA